Messenger RNA from Sporothrix schenckii 1099-18, 1401 nucleotides. RefSeq names its product ribosome biogenesis protein SSF1/2. The transcript has 2 exons. Gene Ontology annotation, molecular function: rRNA binding. Gene Ontology annotation, biological process: rRNA processing; ribosomal large subunit assembly. Bases 1 to 1401 code for a protein of 466 amino acids. Gene Ontology annotation, cellular component: preribosome, large subunit precursor. The record is from RefSeq and is a predicted model, not a curated record. Lineage: Eukaryota; Fungi; Ascomycota; Sordariomycetes; Ophiostomatales; Ophiostomataceae.
AUGGCAAGGCGACGCACCAAGAAACGAACUCAUGUUGCGCCUGCCAAUCUUAACAAGUCGACAGCCCGCGUCGACACAGGAAAUGGUUCUGUGCGCGACCCAAAGAGCAUGGUCAUCCGAAUUGGGGCCGGAGAAGUAGGCUCGAGCGUCAGCCAACUCGUCUCGGAUGUCCGCAAGGUUAUGGAGCCCGGUACGGCCAGUCGUUUAAGAGAAAGGAGGGCGAACCGGCUGCGCGACUACGUGACCAUGUGCGGCCCUCUUGGAGUUACUCAACUUCUAUUAUUUUCGCGCUCGGAGUCAGGUAAUGUUAACCUGCGAGUCGCAGCUGCUCCUCGGGGUCCUACGCUGCACUUCCGAGUCGACCGCUAUUCACUGAGCAAAGACGUCCAACGGGCACAAAAACACCCAAAGGGCGGUGGCAAGGAAUACAUUACACCUCCAUUGCUGGUAAUGAAUGGCUUCAAUCUCGCAACCAACAGCGACGCCAAGGUUCCCAAGCACCUUGAAUCACUCAUUACAACUGUCUUCCAGUCUCUUUUCCCUCCCAUAAACCCGCAAGCUACACCGUUAAAGUCAAUGCGAAGAGUUCUCCUGCUGCAACGCGAGCAGCCCGAUGGUGUUGCAGACUCGUUCGUUCUCAAUUUUCGCCAUUACGCCAUCACUACGAAAACCACGGGUAUAUCAAAAGCCCUCAAGAGGCUGGAUGCUGCUGAGAAGCUUGUGCACUCGAAGAAGACAAAGAAGGGUGGUCUUCCAAAUCUUGGGAAGUUACAGGACAUUGCAGACUACAUGGCCGGUGGUGAAGACGGCGAAGGAUAUGUUACUGAUGGGGCGACCAGCGGAAGUGAGGCCGAGACUGAUGCAGAGGUUGAGGUCAUAGACAUAACAGCAAGUAAAGUACAGUCUCGAAAGGCCCGGGCAUCUGUGGUAAGUUCUGACCACAACGAAGGUGACGAUAGUCUUCUGGCAGAUGAACCAGAUGCAGACGUUGAAAAAAGGGCCGUUAAGUUGGUAGAGCUUGGCCCGCGCAUGAAGCUCAGGUUGGUCAAGGUCGAGGAGGGAAUGUGCCAAGGUCAGGUUAUGUGGCAUGAGCACAUUCACAAAUCGAAGCAGGAGAUCAAAGAGCUCAAGGAACGUUGGGAACAACGGAAACGGGAUAGAGAAGCCCGAACGAGACAACAGAAGGAGAACAUUGCGAGGAAGAAGCAAGAAAAGGUCGGUGUAGGCAAAAGGCACGGCAAGGCCGGUGAUGAAGAUGCAGAUAAGGACGACCUCGACAGUGAUGCCUACGAAGAAUUCGACAGCGAGGGCGUGGCGGGUGACGCGGAGAUGGAGGCGAAUGGACUGAUGGGCGACGCUGGCGAAUGGGAGGAUGAUAAAGAAGACAUCGCCCGCAGAUAG